AUGCCGUCUUCUCGGCUGUUGCCACUACCUGUAGAGCUACAGACUGCCAUUGUCGAAUACAUUCCUCGGCCGAGCGACCUGAAGAGCCGCUGUCUCACGUGCAAACAGCUGCGCGAUGUCGCCACCCCGAAGCUGUAUCAUACGGUCAUACUAGACUGCCAUGCUUGGAGAGACAAGUGCUCGUUCCUGACACAUAGCAACCUGGGGCACCAGCACGUCAAGAAGUUAACCAUCUACGACUACCCAGAGGAGCUAUCGGUUACUGUUCAGGCAGCAGCUAAUGUCACGAUACGAUCCGCACUGUCGCUGAUACCUCAAGACGCCCUGCGAGUCAUUCAAUCGCCUCGUAAACUUGAGAUCGAGGAGCAGACUUGGUCCGUCCUUGGCGCUCGUCAAAGAAAGCUGGAAGAGGUCGGCAUGGUUUUGAAUGGCCUGCAGAAAUACACCUUACGCUCUGUGGUAGAGACUUGCUUCAAGCACUUGAGAAGUCUAGUGGUCCUUCCAUACAUCCGCACCAAGAAUGAUCUGGAUAUUUACAACCGUGUUCUGAGCAACUGCCGUGAUCUAAAAUCACUGAACAUUUUCAGGAGCAUUGGAAUAGGAGGUGCCCAUGUCAACGCCGCGUCUUUUAAAAGCUGUUCAGAAGCAUCAGUCUUCACGCUAUCGAGGCUCUUCCCGAACCCUCCGAAGGACAGAAUGCAGCUCGAAAUCCUUGCUCUGGCACUCCUGGACCUUGCUAUCGCGACCGACGUCUUGCACGCUCGAUUUGAUCUCUCAUGCAUACACAGUCUCACAGCUCUCUCAUGCGAGAACUUGCCAUCGUUGCUAGCAUCUUUUACGGGAUCCAUUCUCGAGAGACACAACAGCCUUGUUGCAGUUCAACUAUGCAGCAAGGAAUACGACAAAGAUGUUGCGGCUAUCGAAAACUUUCUGGCUUCCUUUGCAGGGCUCGAAUACCUCCAAAUCACGUUCCACCAUAACAAAGACCUCCUGGACCCCCAGCAUCUCAACACUCACAGAAUAACACUGCGGCACCUCCAAGUCUCCACUUGCGCUGACUUUCGAAGCCCACUUCGAGCGACCUACGAAAUCAGCCAACUUGCAAGCAUCACCCAGAACUUCUUGGAACUUCAGCAACUGGCUCUUGUCAUGCCUACGAUAACGCUUGGUGAAUUCGCGCGCGGCGACUUGGGUGAUUUCGGGCGUGUUCUAGACCUCAUCGCCGCUCUCUCCAAGCUAGAGAUACUGCACAUUCUCAACUGGCCCCUUGCCACUAUCGAGAGCAACGAGGACACAGAAAAUCACUACUUCAAGAAGUCCUACCUAAGAGACGUGGAUGACUUCGCCAGCAGCGUCGUUCAGCGCUUGUUCCCGCCGACAGCUUCUCAUACGGGCCCUCUCAAAGUACUACGCAUUGGCGAGAGCUCAUGGGGUACUAGUACAGUGCGUGUUGACCGAGCCGGUAGCCGUGGUACUGGCGAUGGAGACUUCUUUACACACAAGCAGGGCAGGUCAUACUAUCUGAUCGGCCACUUCGUCGACUGCUUUGGGGUCCGCAAGCCAUCCGCUGUGAGAAGUCCUGCUCAACUGGUCAAGUUUGCGCAACCUGAGUUCAACGCAGUGCCUGGCUUAGGUGGACCGGAUCACGGGAUGGCACAGGGACACUAUUUAAGACCAAGGUCACUUCGUUGA
Fulvia fulva is the source of this 1692-nucleotide messenger RNA. RefSeq lists its product as uncharacterized. The coding region runs from base 1 to 1692 and encodes 563 amino acids. Lineage: Eukaryota; Fungi; Ascomycota; Dothideomycetes; Mycosphaerellales; Mycosphaerellaceae. The record is from RefSeq and is a predicted model, not a curated record. The transcript is spliced from 2 exons.